Molecule: messenger RNA, 6308 nt
Organism: Corythoichthys intestinalis (scribbled pipefish)
Lineage: Eukaryota; Metazoa; Chordata; Actinopteri; Syngnathiformes; Syngnathidae
Exons: 6
Coding region: 2540-3154 (204 amino acids)
Source: RefSeq, a predicted model, not a curated record
UGAGGCCUGCCAGAUGCUGAAUUUCUUCCGUCUGCGACAUCAGAUGACGAUGACUUAGGAGAAAUAAAUGCAGCAAAUUUUGAUGACAUGAAAUCAUAAACUAGUCAUAUAUACAGUACACAUUUUUUAAAAGAAAAAUCUAGUUACCUUCAUACAUAAUACAUAUUUAUCAUAUAAAUACAUAUUUCCCACUGCCAUUAUCAUUUUUCAAUGUUGCGCUAGUCCGUUGCUAUCCUUUGUUUUGCUUACUAAAUUUAUGUUAUUUAUGUUAUCUGACAGCGAAAGCUGAUGCUGAUUCAACAUAAAUCUGGUAUUAUUUAUUAUUGUGGCCUAUUGAAUAUUUUUAUGAGAAUGUAAUAUAAUUACAAUAUAUUAUAUACCAAUAGAAUACAUUAAACAGUCAACAAAAUGUGUCAAUGUUGUUUACAAUUUAUGGUUUUAUUUUUUUAAUGUAAUUCAUGCCCCUGUCAGCGCUUCAGCCUCCUCAAGUUUGGCUCUCAUGUCUGGGAUCUCCUGAUGACACAGGCAUAAUGUUGGAAGGGUAAUUACUUGACGGUUUACAGCAACACCUGGAAAAUAAAAUUGUUGUGUCAUUUAUUUUGAAAAAUCAAUAACAUAGCAUUCAUUUAGCCACAUUUGGGCUAGCUUUACCAUAUUUAGAUCGGUAGGAGCUGUCCCAUUACCUAAUAUCCAGUUUUAGCUAUGUGGAGAGCAUGGAAAAAUAUACAACCACAUAAUCGCAUUCUCUCUAAUAAAAAAAUCACGAUGCUGGAUUUAGGCUUACCACUCACUCUCCCGUUCGUGAAGUGUCAAGCUGUCAAAUGGUGUCAUGACGCCAUCUGCUGUAUCAAGUAAAUCGCCGUCAUCUGACGCCUCAGGUUCAAACAUGUAGGGAUUAAUUGUAGUUCAUCUUUGCUGGAAGCCUUUGCCAUCGGUAGCGUCACGAAAGAGCGAUCUUGAAUGGUUACCUUUGGUGGAAAUAUCACUGACAUCGUUGUUGCUGCUAUGCUAGCUGUGGGUAGUCUUCUGUUGCCUACAUCACACUUCCGGGUUUGCGAAGGGACCAUUAACGGAGUGCAAAAAAACGAAAAAACGCAAAUUAUCCUUACAAUUACGUGUUGAUAAUGUCAUGGUUGUUUUGACGAACUCGUCCAAAGUUUAUAUUCAUAAAAUUACACCAAAAUCCGGAAAGGUCUUCAGUUGCCCUUUAAUGGAAAAAAAGAGAAAAAUCCAACCUUCAAUACAAGUGCAUUUAUUCAGUGGGGAAAAAAUCCCACAUAAAGAAUUAUUUGACAUCAAAUAAUGUGUGUCACGAUUAUUAGCAUCCCUGGUGUUAAUACUUUGUACAACCCCCUUUUGCCAACAAAACAGCACCUAAUCUCCUCCUAUAAUGAUUCACAAGAUGGGAAAAGACAGAAAGAGGGAUCUUCAGCCAUUCCUCUUUGCAGAAUCUCUCUAAAUCAUCCAGAAACCUGGGUCCUCUCCUCUGUACUCUCCUCUUCAGCUCACCUCACAGGUUUUCAAUGGGGUUGAGGUCUGGGGACUGAGAUGGCCAUGGAAGGAGCUUGAUUUUGUGUCUGGUGAACCAUUUCUGUGUAGAUUUGGCCAUAUGUUUAGGGUCAUUGUCUUGCUGAAAGACCCAGUGACGACCCAUCUUCAGCUUUCGGGCAGAGGGCAACAGAUUUUUAUUUAAAAUGUCCUGGUAUUUCAAAGCAUUCAUGAUGCCAUGCACCCUAACAAGGUUCCCAGGGCCUUUGGAAGCGAAACAGCCCUACAGCAUCACUGACCCACCCCCAUAAUUCACAGUGGGUAUGAAGUGCUGUCUACAUGCCAACAAGCUGUUCGGGAGGCAUGCACGGAGAAAACCUUUCCUCACUCACAAUCAUAAACGCAAACGUCUGGAGUUCGCCAAGCGGUAUUGGGGCUUCAACUGGGACCGCGUGCUUUGGUUAGAUGAGACCAAAGGCGCUUUCGCACUGUUGUAACUAUCCGCAGUUCCUUGACCCUUUUGGGGGUGGAUGACGUCAUUUUGCGUGUUUGGAUAUGUAGGAACUUGGACGAGGACCUCGUCUUCCAAGCACCAUUUUAGCCCCAAAUCUGAAGUGAGUACUUUCCGUGGGGCCGCAGGAACGGUAUUACGUAGCCAUUUGAUGAUUCGCUGAAAUCAGCUGCAAACACGCCCCUUAUUUUUCACACAUCACAUGGAGCCGCCAUAUUUAAAAAACAACUACCCUUCCUUUAAAUUGUUGUUGCUGCUAGAAGGAAAAGUAAUGGAGCCAGGAAAAUCUCAAUGGAGCGACGAGUAGGUAAAAACCCUCCUUGCUAUUUUUUCAACUGCGAACGUCCAAAGAGGACUUGGGGGGGGUCGCAACGCAACAUAAAAAUAUUUGCCGAACUGCCGAAGCGCACAACUGGUGAAGGCUGGGAUUUAUCACAGCGCAAAACAAUGUUGGGAAAAAAAUGAAACUGAAACAAGACUACAAGAAAAUCAAAGACCACAACAACCAGAGCGGGGCAGACAGAAAAACUGGCAAAUGGUAUGAGACGCUCGACCUCAUAUUGGGCCACAGACCAGCAUAUGGAAACGCCAAAACAAAAACUCCUCUGCUUCGCUUUUGCGGUCGGGAGAACAACCCACCCUCCCAGCUGCUUGAAGGUAUGGCACAAGAAGUUAUUUAAGGGUGUAACAGUUUGUUUUUGCAUGUUUGGUUCGGUUCACUUGCGUACACUGUCGGUUUUGUUGUAUUUUUCCCCUGAUAAAAUGUAUUCUAAACGCUGCAUUGGGAACCGAAUUACUGAAGGUGUUUCCCCACGGACGCAUUACGUGUCGGACAUGACUAGUCUCGUUUUACUUUUUGUAAUGGAGAAAGAACAAAACAGAUCUCUUCUAUCAAAUCCAAUUCCUGUUGCCUGCAGUACCCUUUGUCGCCCAUCAGAAACACCAAUGGCUUUAUCAAGCAAUCCCAUGCCCCCUCUGAGUGACAAAUGCCAACCCGCAUCAGAAAACAUCGUUGUGAUGUCCUGCCAUUCUCUACCCCCACAAAGUGCCAGUACCAGUCAGUUUACUUACAUCAGAUUCACAAAUAAUCAGCCAACGCCGCCCAGCUGUCAGCACCCUCUGCCAUCCCAGACCUGCAAAAAGGAGAAAGAAUGACCCACUGUGCAGGAAUGGCAGGCUUCAGAUGCAGAAUACCAAAGGCAACAAGAUGCUGCAGGUGUUUGAAGAGCAAAAUCAACACAUUGAAAAGCAGUGUCAGGCUCUGCUGUCUGAGUCCAGCCGGCAGCAUCAGAUAGUAAUGGAGGGUAUUCUGGACAUCAUUAACAGGAUGUCAAAUCGGCAUGACAAACCUUAAUUAAAAGAAAUGGGACUCAACCAAAUAUUGCACAUCUAAAUGUUUCUCUUGUUGCACAGUGUGAUUUUUCAAUAAAAUAUAUUACUUUGAAAACAAAUUUUGCACAUGUUAAUUUUUCAUUUGUUGCAGGGUGAUUUUUCAUUACAAUAUAUUACUUUUAAACCUAAUUUUGCACAUGUAAAUUUUUUUGUUGCAGUGUGACUUUUCAUUAAAAAAUAUUACUUUGAGUAACACAAUGUUUUAUGUCUGAUUGCUAGUACACUGAAGUAUUCCUUAACAUGUGGCUUGCAAUACAUUGUGUGAGUAGUUAACACAUGACGCCACAUUCAAAAAAUUGGCCUUUGUAGCCAGCUACAGAUGGAAAAUGGGUUCAUAACAAUGCACACAAAACAUGAAUGAAAUUUUAAAAAACUUAUUUUGUGGGGAAAAAAAAAACAGUCAUGGUGGUGGUGUUGUACACCUACUAUUUAGUUGGGCAACACAAAGUGGGGCAUCAAGGCUGAACGCACAGCUACACCUUCAGCAUCUGUAGCAGGUGGUUGAACAGGAGUCUCUGGCUGCAGUGGCAGUGGCUCGCUCCACUCCUCUCUCCACAUCUCAUUGUGGCCUUCACAGAGGUUAUGAAGCACGCAGCACGUCAGCACCAUGGACUUUAUCCUCUCUAGGCUGUAGUCAUUGCGCUUUUGGAGACAUCGCCACCUUCCUUUGAGUCUACCAAAACCAUGCUCAACCACAACUCUUGCCCUGCUUGAUGACUGCAAUCCUCAUGUCUAGUGGAACUGCAAGGCAAUACGUCGUGUCCACUCUCUCAAUUGCAGGCCUCAGACACCGACAGAGGUGUUGAAAUGUCUCUCUAGAUCAGGGGUGUCCAAACUUUUUGCAAAGGGGGCCAGAUUUGGUGUGGUAAAAAUGUGGGGGGCCGACUUUGGCUGACGUCCUUUACAUAGAAUAUAUUUAGGCAAAUUUUAGCUAGCCAUUUUGUGUGUCACAUUUGCUUUAUUAUUUUUUUAAAAUAAUUUAAUCAAUCUCGCAACUAGCCUGUGUGGCGUUCUCUUUCGACUGUCGGGCUCUUGCGAGCAAACUUGAAGUUGCUUAAAUUUCUCGCUGCGUAUCUUCCCUGUAAUUUUGUCGUACAUGUCAGUGUGUCUUGUUUGGUAAUAUUGCCUCACAUUGAACUCUUUAAAAAACAGCGACUGUCUCUUUGCAAAUGAAGCAGACACAGUUGUUGCAUAUUUUAGUGAAGAAAUAGUCAAAUUUCCACCUAUCCUUGAAGCGUCGGCCAACGCAGUCAACUUUCUUAUUUUGUUGUUGUUGUUGAUUGUCGCCAUUUUAGAAAAUUGUAAGUAAAAGGUCACAAGGGGUAAUGUUGCUUAGAGUGCUGCUGCCUUUUAGUGGGUAUAUGAGGAUCAGCAUUCAGUGUGUAAGCUACUUCAUAUGCUGGUAGCAGUGCUGCUGACCAAUUAAGUCUGUGUGCGGGCCAGACGUUAUUGAAUGUAUGACAGAGGCUGGGGCCGGAUGAAAUUUGACCACGGGCCGCAUUUGGCCCCUGGGCCGGACUUUGGACUUUUCUGCUCUAGAUAUACGGAAAUUCUCCACGAACUGCUCGUCUGUAAAACUGGGAAGAACCCGUCUCCACCAGUCAUCAGCUUUUGUUCGCACCCAAACAGAUGACGAGGAUCGCUGUGCAAUGAGUCGCAGCAAAAUCUGAAACGGAAAUGGAAAACUUAUUUUCUUGGGUAUUUUGGGUAACAUUAGUCACAAACUAUUGGCUUAAAUGUUUGUUCAUAUGACAGUACAUGUGUAUACAGUAACAGGUGGGGUGUAACAGUACACUAAAAUUAAAUUUUGGUUCAGUUUUUGAAGUGCUCAGUGCAGUUAAGUCUGUACUAAAAAAGGUUGGAAAAAUAUACUUAAUGCUUUUAUUUUUCAAAAUGUAAACAAGAGAAUAUGUGAAAAUAAAUAAACGUGACACUUUUGGAUGAUAUUUGAAAUACAUAUAAAACACCUCGUUCCUCAAAAAAUAAAAAAGUAACAAUUAUAACACAUUUAUCCACUCGACUUUUUUUCACGUACAUAUUCCAGAGUGUCCGACACUUAAAGUGUCCGUGCGGAAACUGCCGCAGAACCGCACGCAUCGCUUAGAUCGCGCUAGUAAAUUUAUGAGUUCAAAUGCAUCAAAAGAAAAUGGACAGUACGCAAUUAAAAGAAAAACAGUUCAAUAAACCCACGUGAACACUUACAUCCUUAGUAAACACGUCAAAUACAUUGUUUUACACUUACCCGGAGCCUCCUUUGUCUUCUACCCUUUCGGUCUCCAUGAAACGAAGAAACAUCGCUUGCAGUCUCGUCGUUAGACGCUGGGAUUGCUCGCUGAUGGAAACUAUUCCCUUCAAACAUGCAAGAAUUGCUGCGGUGUCUUCAACGGUCUCCAUUUCGUUGUCUUCCGUUUAGCAUAGUAUUACUUAUGCGCCGCUGCUGGGUGUGGCGACUGGCGAGUAAAUAAUGCGUCACUGGUGCAGACUAAAACGUCACAGCAGGUCGUAUUAGGCAUAGUACUCCAUGUGCGAACACGACCGCUUUGCGAAGGAUAGCUCAUCGAACUACAGGAGGGCGGGAUAGUUAAAGGAGCUAAGUACUCAAGUUCCUACUGUGCGAAAGUGCCUUAAGAUUGAGCUUUUUGGCAACAAACACUCUACGUCGGUCCGGCAUGCCACGAAAGAUGCGCAUGCUGAAAAGCACCUCAUACUCACUGUGAAGUAUGGGGGUGGGUCAGUGAUGCCGUGGGGCUGUUUCGCUUCCAAAGGCCCUGGGAACCUUGUUAGGGUGCAUGGCAUCAUGAAUGCUUUGAAAUACCAGGACAUUUUAAAUCAAAAUCUGUUGCCCUCUGCCCGAAAGCUGAAGAUGGGUCGUCACUGGAUCUUUCAGCAAGACAAUGACCCUAAACAUAUGGCCAAA